AUGGAGUCUCCCUUUUUCGGCCGCACGGGAUUUCUAGACGCACAGCGAGAUGGCCUGCCCAUCAGCCAUAAACCCCGUCUUCUAACAGGAGAACGGGCAGGUGGGUUCAAAUGGUAUCCCACGCUACUCAGCUGCCCUCAAUGCCUCCUCUAUCACCUCUCGCAAGGGGGUGAGGUGGAUGUCUCCUUGUUACGCUACCUACGACUGUCGUAUAUGGUGGAACUCAUGGCGGAAAAGGAGAAACGGGAUCGUGCGGAGAAGGCGGUCUUGAUGCGGGAUGUGCUACGCUGGAAUGCACGUCAGAAAUACCCUUUGUCGUCGUCGUUGUCAUCAUCAUCGUCGUCGCCGAGGGUGGUGCGAUUUUCCCCACCCGAGCUCACAAUUGUGAUCGUGAAGGAUGGGAAAAGCGUGGGCACCAUUGCACAGGUCUCCCAUCGCGCAGCAACCCUUUUGGGCAAGGAUCACGCGUUAAAUGAUAUCUUUCUUGAUCAUCCAAGCUGCUCAGGGCAGCAUGCCGCCCUGACGGUGCAGUUUUCUCUCCCACCGGAUGUUGAAAAAGAUAUGGGGAGCACUUUAGCUCAGAACAGCCCCGGAGAGAACGCAUCAGGGGGGCUUUUAACACGCCCAGGGGCAAUGGAAUCGUUCGAUGCGGCCUGCACGCGGCUCUGGAGGCGGCUUGGAGAAUUGGAAGAGGAGCAGCGGGAAGCGGCUGGGGAGGAAGGUGGGGAGAUAUGGUCCUUGGAGUUACGGCUUAUGGACCUGGGGUCCACGAAUGGGACCUUUCUUAAUCAUGAGCGGCUUAUCCCGUACACCGCGGUGACGCUGUUGGAAGGGGAUGUGAUCACGUUUGGCACCUCUACGCGGAGCUAUGUCGUGAUGCGAUCCACCCAAUGA
Molecule: messenger RNA, 894 nt
Organism: Phytomonas sp. EM1
Lineage: Eukaryota; Euglenozoa; Kinetoplastea; Trypanosomatida; Trypanosomatidae
Source: the annotation of a GenBank genome assembly